AUGGAAGAAGUAACCGCUGGAAUACCGAACUGUGCAGUCUAUUUAGAUGAUAUAAUCGUAACAGGUCGAAAUAAUAAAGAACAUUUGAAUAAUGUUUUCAAAAUUUUUCAACGUUUGGAAGAAUACGGCUUGACAUGUAAAAGCGAAAAAUGUAGUUUUGCGCAAGAGCAGGUAGAUUAUGUUGGACACGUAAUCAAUGUGAAUGGAUUAAUGCCCACAGGAAAACGUGUAGAGGCAAUCAAAUUAAUGCCGCGUCCUCGUAAUAUUCAAGAAGUUGAAGCUUUCAUUGGAAAAGUUAAUUAUUAUAACAAAUUCAUUAAACAGUUUUCCAUAUUAGCUGCUCCUUUAAAUGAACUAAGGAAAAAGAAUGCUGUGUUUAAAUGGACAGCAUAUCAUGAAGAUGCUUUUCAAGCAUUGAAAAAUGCUAUGAUCAAAGCUACGGAACUCGUUCAUUAUGAUGAUAAGAAGCCUAUAGUGUUAGCAGUAGAUGCAUCUAAGUAUGGAAUCGGCGCAGUAAUUUCACAUCGUUAUGCUGAUGGUUCAGAGAAGCCAAUCGCGUAUGCUUCAAAAAAAUUAAACAGCAGCCAAGAACGCUAUUCUCAAAUCGAAAAAGAGGCAUUAGCAAUAAUUUAUGGAGUGACCAAGUUUCAUCAAUAUCUUUAUGGAAGACGUUUUGAAUUAAUAACUGAUCAUCAAGCGUUGACAACACUGUUUAAUCCGAAUAGAAAGUUGCCAGUGAUGGCGUUGCAUCGUUUACAGCGUUGGGCUAUUGUACUUCAAGCAUAUGAAUAUAUUAUACGGUUCAAAAGUUCAUCUCAGAAUGCUAACGCUGAUGCUCUUUCCAGAUUGCCGUGUGGGGAUGACAUACAAUUUGAUAGAAAGGAAGUUGUGAUGUUAGAUGAUGUCGAUACUGUUUAUCAAAAUGCUGUGGAUUAUCUUCCAGUAAAUGCAACAUUAGUAAAGGAUAUGACUGCUAAUGACAACACUCUUCAACGUGUCAGCAGAUAUGUACAAGAUGGCUGGCCUGAACAAUUGCCGAAAUCUGAAGGUAGUAUCAAACCGUACUUUAAUCGCAGAUUUUGCUUAUCAUUUCAGAAUGGAGUGUUACUUCUUCAGGCUGAAUAUACUAGAGUGGUGCUACCGAAAGCACUGCAAUCUCAAGUAUUAAAUUUGUUACACGAGGGUCAUUGGGGUAAAGGUCGUAUGAAACAGAUGGCAAGACGAUAUGUGUGGUUUCCUCUUAUUGAUAAAGCCAUAGAACGUAUUCAUGAUGAUUGUUCAUCUUGUCAACAAGGUGCAAGUCAACCAAAGCGAGAAUUUUCUGCAUGGCCAGAACCUAGUAGGCCGUGGGAAAGAGUUCAUUUGGAUUUCGCGGGUCCAUUCUUUAAACGUAUGUGGCUCAUAGUUGUGGAUGCAUAUUCAAAAUUUCCAUAUAUUGUGGAACUAUCAACAAUAACAGCUGUAACAACAGUUGGAGCUCUACAAAAAAUUUUUUCUAUCGAAGGUCUUCCGUGCAAUAUCGUGACAGACAACGGAACACAAUUCACGUCCAAUGAAUUUCAAAAGUUUUGUGAAAUGAACACAAUUCAGCACCUCACGUCUGCUCCUUUUCAUCCGGCUUCGAAUGGGUUAGCGGAAAGACAUGUGAGAACUUUUAAGGAAGCAGUAACAAAAAUUAUGAAAGAGGAACAACAUAUUGACAAAGCGUUGUAUAAAUAUCUUACAACGUAUAGAACUACUCCAAACUUAGCAACUGAUAAAUCGCCAGCAGAGUUGUUACAUGGGCAACCAAGAACCAUUUUAUCGGCGUUGUUCCCGAAAGACUAUGAAAAACUCAAAAUAGAAGUAAAUUCGGAGUUGGAGAGAAAGUGUUAG
This is a messenger RNA of Teleopsis dalmanni, 1875 nucleotides long. RefSeq lists its product as uncharacterized. The coding region runs from base 1 to 1875 and encodes 624 amino acids. Gene Ontology annotation, molecular function: nucleic acid binding. The record is from RefSeq and is a predicted model, not a curated record. The transcript has a single exon. Lineage: Eukaryota; Metazoa; Arthropoda; Insecta; Diptera; Diopsidae. Gene Ontology annotation, biological process: DNA integration.